Thunnus maccoyii (southern bluefin tuna) is the source of this 4790-nucleotide messenger RNA. It is a transcript of the gene mier3b, whose product is annotated as mesoderm induction early response 1, family member 3 b. The record is from RefSeq and is a predicted model, not a curated record. Lineage: Eukaryota; Metazoa; Chordata; Actinopteri; Scombriformes; Scombridae. Gene Ontology annotation, cellular component: nucleoplasm. The coding region runs from base 493 to 2070 and encodes 525 amino acids. The transcript is spliced from 13 exons. Gene Ontology annotation, biological process: negative regulation of transcription by RNA polymerase II. Gene Ontology annotation, molecular function: histone deacetylase binding; transcription corepressor activity.
AGAUCGUGGUUUUUUCCUUCUAUAUAGCGUGUUUCGUGCAAUAAUUGUCAUUUUUAUUCCUCUAAAAUAUCCUUGAAUGUCUGGACCGAUCCUUCACUACAAGGCCGCUGCGCCUUCGCUCUCUCAGCUGCUUUGGUGUAGCGGCUGUGUAAAUUGAUACGUAAAUUUAACGUUAGCUUGCUGGUUAAAGGAAAUAACAGAUUAAACAGUGUUUGUAGUGAAUGAAAAAAAAAAUUUCUCCCCUUAGGCUCAAUUCGCGACGCCUGUGUUGUAACUGUUAAAUAUCUCCCAGCUGUAACGAUUGUAAUACCGCGCAAACGAAAUUAGUGUUUACAUUUUUCGAUGGAUAACGUUAACAUCAGGCUUUGGGGUUAGCUUACUGGCUAGCUAACUGUUACAGAAGCCGACACUGCUUAAAAUGCUUCCCUAGGGAGUUCAAGUCCAGUUGGCUCUUUAUCAUCAGAGGACCAUGACUUUGACCCAACUGCAGAAAUGUUAGUUCAUGAGUAUGAUGAUGAGAGGACUCUGGAGGAGGAAGAGUCUCUGGAUGGAGGCAGGAAUUUCAGCUCUGAGAUUGCAGAUCUGGAGAAGGAAGGUAAUAUGCCUUUGGAAGAACUGUUGGCCAUCUAUCGCUAUGAGGGCUCAGCAGGUUCCAGUAUAGACAGCUCCUCUGGAGACCUGACAGAUGAGCUGCCUGACAUGACUUUGGACAAGGAGGAAAUAGCUAAAGACCUGUUGUCUGGGGACUACGAGGAGGAGACCCAGUCUUCAGCUGAUGAUCUCACCCCUUCAGUCACAUCCCAUGAGGCCACCGAUUUCUUCCCAAGAACACUUCGAUCCAACACUAUCUCUGACGGUGAUAAAGAGUCAGAGUGUGAUGACGAUGGCCCAAGCCCAGAGGACUCCAGAAAGGAAAUAAUGGUGGGAACACAGUACCAAGCAGAUGUUCCUUCUUGCCUCUGUCACUACAAAGAUGGGGAGAAAGUGUAUGAAGAUGAAGAUGAGUUAUUAUGGAGCCCAGGUACAUUACCAGAAAACAAGGUCAGGAGUUUUCUGUCUGAAGUGUUGUCACGGACAACAGAUGAAAAGACAGGAUGUGACAAACCAGGGAUGCACGUCCGAGACAAUGAGCAGGCUUUGCAUGAGCUUGUCAAAUGCAACUACAACACCCGUGAAGCACUAGAGAGAUACUGCAGCCGCAUAAAAUCCUCAAAAGAAAAAUCGCCCCAGUGGUCUGAGGAGGAAUGCAAGAACUUUGAACACGCACUACAGAUGUAUGACAAGAACUUUCACCUCAUACAGAAACACAAAGUCACAACGCGAACUGUAGCAGAAUGUGUGGCUUUUUACUACAUGUGGAAAAAGUCGGAGCGCUUUGACUUCUUCGUGCAGCAGAAUCGGUUCGGGAAGAAAAAGUACAGCAGCUAUCCUGGUGUAACUGACCUGAUGGACAGGCUGGUGGAUGAAGCAGAGGGACUGGCAGUGGACAGUUCUUCCUCUGUGUGCUCAGGAGCAGGUGGAGGAGGACGGCUGGAGACCACCACAGACCAACAGCUCAGCCUGCUUAACUCCAUCACUGCCAGCGAUCUCACAGCUUUGAGUAACAGCGUAGCUACGGUGUGCAGCCCUGCAGAGGUCAGUUGCCUGGACUCCUACAGCUUUCCUCCCCUGGAAAGCCUCCAUCGCGGGUCCUUGAAUCACGAGGAAUCCCUCGGGUUCCCUUCCAACGGUGCAGACCCUGACUGCCUAAACAUGCUCGACGCAGGCUUCUACCACUCGGACCUGGGCCAGCUAGGAGGAGUCUGUGUCAACAAGGACUGCGAGCGGCCUUCAAAGAGACUCAAGAUGGCGCUGCCUGACUCCUUUAUCAACGACGUCUCCGUAGGUAACCUCGGAGUGGACUUUGAAGCGCGGCGGAAAACGACGCAUCACCACCGAAUCACCGGCGCCAAAAUGGCAGUGUCUGUCACAGACUUUGGGAGCUUGGCUGGCAGCGGUGAGCCCAACGGCUUUCUGGGAGGACAUGCACGGCACCACACACAACACACUGCAGCACUUCAGUCAGAGUGAUCUUCCUCAUCUUCUUCUUCUUCCCUUUUGAAACCCCUUUUCCUGCUUGUACAUAAGACUGACCUCACUGGAGAAUCCAAUUUGUUUAAAUUCUAUUAUAUAUAUAUAUAUAUCUAUCUAUAUAUAUAUAUAUAUAUAUAUAUAUAUAUGUAUAUGAAUAUACUUUUUUGUUUUCAUUUUUUGUGUAAUAUGACAUCAGUGAUGUCUAUCAUAUAAAACUAAAAUCUUGAUUUCUCUCAAGAGUUUAUAUAGCCAUUUAUUUUAUUUUUGUUUUGCGGUCUUGAGAUGUGUAACGUCCAUGUACAGUGGGGCCCAGAGGCUGCAGUAGGAGAGUUGUGUAUCUUCCUCCCUCACAUCUACACAUAACAUCGUCAUAGCUACAGUAUGUUAUCCUGCCAUUCUUUUCAGCUGCCAAAAUCAUCUUACAGUAGUUUUCCUCCUCUAGCGUGUAGUUGCUUUGUUGUUUGAAGUGGUACUUUUUUUUUUUUUUUUUUAAAUUUAGUGUUUGGUUUACAGGUACUUUUUAGUAACCAGGCUGGUGAAAAUGGUUUCUAUGUGUCCCCAAUUAAACCUGGUUACAUAUUGUAUGAAGAGCAACACUAGCAUGAAGAUGAGCUUGGAGACCAGGAAGUGUCGCAGGAGGCCAUCAGCUGCUUUGGCCUUCCAGUUUGGUUUUGCUUUUUUUUUUUUUUUUUUUUUUUUCUCUCCUGUGGAAGCUUGUCAGUAGUUUGUCUGCUUGUUUACUUUUAAAGUGCUAAAAGUGGCCAAACUGGAACAUGUGAAUGUUUAUAACAGUUCAUUUUUAUCCCAUGUAGUCAAAUUCAAAUUAUAGUCCCAGAUUUUAUACUUAUUCUUUUUUUUUUUCUCUCACAUUUUUUUAAAGAGGUAAUCAAGAAUACCUGAGUAACAUAAUCAGAGCAUUUUAUAGUUGGAUAUCAAGUUAUUGAUAUCCUACUUCUUGUAAGGAGGAUAUCAGACUAGCAAACCAUGUCACAGCAAUAUUGCAAUGUAAAAUAUAUAAGUUGGGUUAAUAGCCAUUGAAACACAGACAUCAGGCACAGUGAAGUAUUGCAUAUUUUUACCUUUUUGAGAUUUUGUUCAAUCCUUUGAUGGUUUCUCUCUUGCUACUCUUAGGAAAGAUUAGUUGAAAAUGUCAAGUUUAUUGUAGUAAAAAUUUUGUUUAAAAAUGUUUCUAAACCACAUAGCCCCAUUUUCAGACCACUUAGCAAGCUUGCGUAAACCUAAGCUAGCAGUAUUAUGUUUAUUUAAAAGCCACUCUGAUAUUGUAUCCAACGUCUGCCUAACCUAGUCUGACUAGAGGAUGACUUGUUUAAUCUGGUCGACAAUUUCUUGGAGUCUAGUAGCAGAAAUGGAACCGUUUCUCUUGACUGAAGUCCAUAUUUGUGAAUUGUAAAAUGUUUAGCGGGUCAUCGUCAGUUGAUUGGAUGCAGUAGUAGUGUUUACUUAAUUUAUCUAUGCAUUGUGAUAUGAAUACGUAGUUUGUUUCAGGGUUACAUCGUUUGUCAUGUCCAUAGUUCUCACCAUUGUGUGUGUGCGUGUGUGUGUACAGACAGGAUUCAUGCCGAUAAACCAUAAUUAAGUUUGAUCAAGUAAUUCAGUUUCCAAGCCCAGCGUCAGAGAAGAUGAUUCACUUCUGCGUUUCAUGUAAAUAAUUAGCAAAUAGCCUUUAAAAAGUCUAUUAACUGACCUCUUACACUUGUGAAUCUGUGUUGAUACAAAGGUUUUAAUUUUUUUUCCCCCUCCCUUGUCAAAUGGCAAUAAUUUGUAGAUAUGUACAGAUAUUUUGGGUUUUGCAUUUUACUGGUUGACUUGGUAUUUGAAUUUUUUUAUUCUUUUUUUUUUUUUCUUUGGAAAGACAUGACACCCAGACACGGGGACACAGCUGAAACCACGCAUGCCAGCUGUGUCUGUUUCAAGUGUACCACUGAAAACGGCUUUACCUGGAGACGUAUUGAUAUUAAUCAAUGUUGCAAAUUUUUUGCAUUCGAAACUUGCAGCCAUUUGUAAAAGACGCUCAUCUUUCUUUCUUCAAAAAAAAAAAAAAUCUUUUUACAUGUCGUCGUCUAUAUUUGUCUUGAUGGUAAAGGGAUGGCUGCUGCUCUAAGUAUGUGGAGAGCUAGUUUCUCUUUUAAUGCAAUGUGCAUAAUGCAGUAGGUCCUCCAAGCUCUUCUAGCUUUAGCAGUGCAGUGAUAUUUAUUUCACCUGUGGUUUGUACAAAGACUCAGAAAAACUGUCAGAAUGUAAAGGCCAUUAAGUAGUAGAAGUAGGUUUUUCACCACCCUGUGAACUCUCGAAAAUGUGAUAUUUUAUUGAUAUCUCUGGUAUGAGACUUGUGUGUGCAAGCAAGCACUAAACAAAUUUAUUUUAUAUUUUGUAUUGUGUUUUGAAGUUUAAAAAGGAGAAGAAAAAAAGUAUAGCAGUUGUGGUUUUGAAAAAGAUAACGAGUUCUUUGAUGAAAACAAAAACACCUUUGUGAAUAAAAAAACCUACAAAACUUAAAAAUGUAUAUCCAGAAAUAUAGACAAUCAAAAACUUCACUAUGAGAAAUGUUCAAGAAGCUAUCUUUAUUGUUUAUAAGAAUUGUACAUAAACAUUGAGUUGUUUUUUUUUUCCUUUUGUUAAACAUUAUUUUGUAUUUUCUGUUGUACUUUAAUACCUUGUGUACAGAUCCAGAAAUAAAGCUCUGGAAAAGGUUCGGA